CAUCAGCUGAUUUUGACAGUAGUAUUCGGAAUUCACAAGCCAAUGAUAUUGGAUACAUGCUGUAUAUUUAUUUUGCUAUGUGGACGUUCGGUCGUUGGACUCAGUUUAGGAAAGAAGAAUCACGGCCCGUGUUUUGGAUUCAAAAAUCGAUCUGCAGCACGUUCCUUUAAAAUUUGUAUUAUGUUUGUAACAUAAUUUAGCGUUUUAUCAAAUAGUUGGAUUAGAUUUGAAGCUAACUAGACCUGCUCAAGUAUGAUGUUCAAGAAGAAGCCUAACAUCCCGCCAAGGCCAAAGCCACCUCUUAUAGAGCACAUAAUAGAAGACAUUAAAAAUGCUCCCCAUGACGACGUAGCAUUCGCAGUCGGCGAGGAAGAAAUAAACACGCCUUCUCGAAGUGGCAACAAGGACGCCUCGCAGGCGAGUGACCAAGACAACCCUGAGGCCACGUUCCAGAAGAUGAAGAUUUUCAUAGAAGUUAACAGAGACUUGAAAGAAAUGAUCGUUAAACUGGAAGCUCAAAACGAAGAGCUGAAAGAGGCGGAUGUGAAAUUGAAGAACAUCGCUGAAGACAUACGGAGACAAGCGAGCGAGGCGUUGAAAGAGUGCGGUUGAUGUUGCAGCAGAUUGAAAUAACUUUUUUUUUCUAAAGCUUUAUUUAUUAAAAAAAUAAUAAUCAUAACACAACAAUAUAUUUAUCUUUGAAAUGCAUAUUUAUUUCUUUAAGACAGGGAAGAUUUGUUAAGCUUUUGAAAAUCAGUUAUACAAAUAAAGUGACAAAAAAAUGCA
Messenger RNA from Bacillus rossius redtenbacheri, 786 nucleotides. Its product is annotated as UPF0449 protein C19orf25 homolog. Bases 253 to 612 code for a protein of 119 amino acids. The transcript has 3 exons. The record is from RefSeq and is a predicted model, not a curated record. NCBI's taxonomy places the organism in Eukaryota, Metazoa, Arthropoda, Insecta, Phasmatodea, Bacillidae.